Orycteropus afer afer is the source of this 1632-nucleotide messenger RNA. It is a transcript of the gene CLPTM1L, whose product is annotated as CLPTM1 like. The record is from RefSeq and is a predicted model, not a curated record. NCBI's taxonomy places the organism in Eukaryota, Metazoa, Chordata, Mammalia, Tubulidentata, Orycteropodidae. Gene Ontology annotation, cellular component: endomembrane system; membrane.
GGGGGCGGCGGCACCAUGUGGAGCGGCCGCAGCUCCUUCACGAGCCUGGUCGUGGGCGUGUUCGUGGUAUACGUGGUGCACACCUGCUGGGUCAUGUACGGCAUCGUCUACACCCGCCCGUGCGCCGGCGACGGCAACUGCAUCCAGCCCUACCUGGCGCGGAGGCCCAAGCUGCAGCUGAGUGUGUACACUACCACGAGGUCCAACCUUGGUGCUGAGAACAACAUCGACCUGGUACUGAACGUGGAAGACUUUGACGUGGAGUCCAAAUUUGAGAGGACAGUCAAUGUGUCUGUACCAAAGAAAACGAGGAACAAUGGGACUCUGUACGCCUACAUCUUCCUCCAUCAUGCGGGGAUCUUACCCUGGCAUGAUGGGAAACAGGUGCACCUCGUAAGUCCUCUUACCACCUACAUGGUCCCCAAACCCGAAGAAAUCAAUCUCCUCACCGGGGAGUCUGCUACACAGCAAAUCGAAGCUGAAAGGAAGCAGACCAGUGCCUUGGACGAGCCUGUUGCUCACUGGCGGCCAAGGCUGACACUGAACGUGAUGGUGGAUGACUUUGUCUUUGACGGGUCCUCUCUCCCUGCCGAUGUGCAUCGCUACAUGAAGAUGAUCCAGUUAGGAAAAACUGUCCAUUACCUCCCCAUCCUGUUCAUCGACCAGCUGAGCAACCGAGUGAAGGAUUUGAUGGUCAUAAACCGCUCCACCACGGAGCUGCCGCUCACUGUGUCCUACGACAAGAUCUCGCUGGGCAAGCUGCGCUUCUGGAUCCACAUGCAGGACGCCGUGUACUCCCUGCAGCAGUUCGGGUUUUCAGAGAAGGAUGCUGAUGAAGUGAAAGGCAUUUUUGUAGACACCAACCUGUACUUCUUGGCUUUGACCUUUUUUGUUGCAGCAUUUCAUCUCCUUUUUGAUUUCCUGGCAUUUAAAAAUGACAUAAGUUUCUGGAAGAAAAAGAAGAGCAUGAUUGGAAUGUCCACCAAAGCAGUGCUCUGGCGCUGCUUCAGCACCGUGGUGAUCUUCCUCUUCCUUCUGGACGAGCAGACGAGCCUCCUGGUGCUGAUCCCAGCAGGCAUCGGAGCGGCCAUCGAGCUGUGGAAAGUGAAGAAGGCAUUGAAGAUGAGUGUUGUUUGGAGAGGCCUGAGACCAGCACUUCAGUUUGGCACUUCCAGCGAAUCCGAAAGGAAGACCGAGGAAUACGACACUCAGGCCAUGAAAUACUUGUCUUACCUCCUCUACCCGCUCUGUAUCGGUGGGGCUGUUUAUUCGCUCUUGAACAUCAAGUAUAAAAGUUGGUAUUCCUGGUUAAUCAACAGCUUCGUCAAUGGGGUGUACGCCUUCGGCUUUCUCUUCAUGCUGCCCCAGCUCUUCGUGAACUACAAGAUGAAGUCGGUGGCACAUUUACCCUGGAAGGCGUUUACCUACAAAGCCUUUAAUACCUUCAUCGAUGACGUCUUCGCCUUCAUCAUCACCAUGCCCACCUCCCACCGGCUGGCGUGCUUCCGGGACGAUGUGGUGUUCCUCGUUUACCUCUACCAGCGAUGGCUUUACCCUGUGGACAAGAGCAGGAUCAACGAGUUUGGAGAGUCUUACGAAGAAAAGUCCAAGUGGAAACCGCACCCGGACUAA